CUCACUUUCAUAAUGUAUUCAUGACCAUACAACACAUUCUUCCUACAUAACUACCUUUCAAUCCUAACAGCCUCCCUUCACUAAUAACUCCUUUUUCUCUGAAUAAUUCCCUUUGUUUUUGUGCUCUUUACUUCACCUUACAAAUUAUAAACAACACUAACCAUCCAUCCUCUCAUAUAUACUAGCACAUGCUCUCAUUCAUGUUCCUCCAUAUUUAUUACCUCCACUUCCUUUCUAUUUUGCUGUAGAAAGCUUCUAAGUUAAAGAAUGGACAACAACAACUACAACAACUCACACACAAAGAACUAUUUCGCUUCGCCCGCGCUCUCCCUGUCACUCGCAGGGGUGUUUCGAAAUGCGGGGGCGGUUGCAGCAGCGGAGGUGGAGGAAGGGGACGAGGGGAGCGGAGGCGGGGGGUACUGCAGAGUGGAUCAAGUGGAGAAUAGCAGUGAGAAUAAUGGGCUAGCAGGGCAGUCGGAUGACGAGGAGGGGAUUGACGGCUCGGCGGAAGAAGAUGAGGAGGUUGAGAAUAAGAAGAAGAAGAAGAGGAAGAAGUACCACAGGCACACUGUUGAACAGAUUAGAGUAAUGGAAGCCUUAUUCAAAGAGUCACCACAUCCAGAUGAGAAGCAGAGACAGCAGCUAAGCAAGCAGUUAGGCCUUUCACCCAGGCAAGUCAAGUUCUGGUUUCAGAAUCGGCGGACACAGAUCAAGGCAAUUCAGGAGCGACACGAGAACUCACUGUUGAAGUCCGAGAUGGAUAAACUGCGGGAGGAAAACCGCGCCAUGAGGGAGACAAUCAAGAAAGCUUGCUGCCCUAACUGCGGCUUUGCCACCUCAAACAAUGACACUGCAAUGACUACCGAGGAGCAGCAACUCCGCAUCGAGAACGCCAGACUCAAAGCAGAGAUCGAAAAACUGCGAGGAAUGCAAGGAAAGGUCGCGGAUGGAGCUUCUUCGCCAAGUUCUUCAUUCUCUGCAGGCACCAACCAAAACACCAAAAGCUCUUUUGAUUACUACACUGGCUUCUUUGGGCUCGAGAAGUCGAGGAUCUUAGAGCUUGUCAACAGUGCCUUAGAUGAGCUCACAAAGAUGGCCUCUUACCGAGAGCCAUUGUGGAUCCGAAGCAUUGAGACUGGCCGAGAAAUACUGAACUAUGAUGAGUACAUUUGUCAAUUCUCGCCUGAUACAUCUCAAAAUAAGCAACCCAAGAUAUCAAUUGAGGCUUCUAGAGAGAGUGGGAUUGUCUUUCUCGACAUUGCGCGUCUAGUACAGGCUUUCAUGGAUGUGAAUCAAUGGAAGGAGCUAUUUCCUUGCAUGAUAUCGAAAGCAGCAACUCUCGACGUUAUAUAUGCUGAGGAGAGUGAAAAUAGAGAUGGAACAAUACAACUGAUGUUUGCAGAGCUCCAAAUGCUCACACCUACAGUGCCAACGAGGGAAUUGUACUUUGUUCGGUACUGCAAGAAACUGACCCCGGAUAGAUGGGCCAUUGUGGAUGUGUCGGUCGAUAAGAUUGAGGAGAACAUAGAUGCAUCUCUCGAGAAGUGUCGAAAGAACCCUUCAGGAUGCAUAAUAGAGGACCAAGCAAAUGGCCAUUGCAAGGUUACUUGGGUGGAACACAUUGAAUGCCAAAAGAUCGCAGUUCCAACAAUGUAUCGAUCAAUAGUUAUAAACGGCCUCGCAUUUGGCGCUAGGCAUUGGAUGGCAACGCUACAACUCCACUGUGAGAGGAUCGUCUUCUUCAUGGCAACUAAUGUUCCAACCAAGGACUCCAAUGGAGUCUCAACAUUGGCAGGAAGAAAGAGCAUUCUGAAGCUCGCCCACCGAAUGUCCUUGAGCUUCUGUCAUAACAUCGGCGCAUCUCGGUACAAUACCUGGCAAAAGGUCUCAAAGGGAGGAGAGGAUAUUAGGGUUACAACAAGAAAGAACAUCAAUGAACCUGGAGAGCCCCAAGGACUUGUUGCUUGUGUUGUUCUUUCGACGUGGCUUCCUCUUUCCUCCAUUGCUCUCUUUGAUUUCUUGAGGGAUGAGUCACGAAGAACUGAGUGGGAUAUCACGCUGUCUGGAAGCCCUACUCAAACAAUUGUGAAUUUGGCGAAGGGUCAACACCGCGGGAACUCGGUUACAGUCCACAAGAUGAAGUCAGCAGAAAAGACCAACAAGUGGCUUCUUCAAGACAGCAGCACAAAUGCUUACGAAUCGAUUGUAGUAUAUACUGAACUGGAUGCUGAUAGCUUGCAAUCUGUUAUGACCGGGUGCGAUUCUAGCAAGGUGGCUGUAUUGCCAUAUGGGUUUUCAAUACUUCCUGAUGGGCUCGAGACGAAACCCCUUCUGAUUACAAUGAGAAAGGAGGAGAAAAGCUCAGAAGGAGGAUCAUUACUCACAGUGGCAUAUCAAUUCCAUGCAAAUUCCUCGCCUUUAGCUAAGCUGACCACUGAAUUUGUGGAAAAUGUGACUAGCCUUGUGUCGUGCACGUUGCUUAACAUUAAGAAGGCCUUUCAGUGUGAGGAUGGAUGAUUGUAUGGCAUAAGUGCACCAUCAGAAAACUUUGGAAUUCCAAUUGAAUGUACAUAGAUAAUAGAUCACUGUAUGAAUUUUUAGUUACAGGAUUGCAUAUUGAGUAAGAUUCCAAAGCGAAAAAAGAAUAGGACAAGUCAUAGAUGAGAUAACUUAUUUUGCUAAGCCAAUGUCAGAAUAUCGACAA
This is a messenger RNA of Ananas comosus (pineapple), 2704 nucleotides long. RefSeq names its product homeobox-leucine zipper protein GLABRA 2. Gene Ontology annotation, biological process: regulation of DNA-templated transcription. The transcript has 11 exons. NCBI's taxonomy places the organism in Eukaryota, Viridiplantae, Streptophyta, Magnoliopsida, Poales, Bromeliaceae. The record is from RefSeq and is a predicted model, not a curated record. The coding region runs from base 268 to 2517 and encodes 749 amino acids. Gene Ontology annotation, molecular function: DNA binding; lipid binding; DNA-binding transcription factor activity, RNA polymerase II-specific.